This is a messenger RNA of Sphaeramia orbicularis (orbiculate cardinalfish), 939 nucleotides long. RefSeq names its product spermatogenesis associated 17 (gene spata17). The transcript has 9 exons. Lineage: Eukaryota; Metazoa; Chordata; Actinopteri; Kurtiformes; Apogonidae. Gene Ontology annotation, molecular function: protein binding. The coding region runs from base 1 to 939 and encodes 312 amino acids. The record is from RefSeq and is a predicted model, not a curated record.
AUGGCGGAGCUGCUCAACGCGGCAAGUGACACUAAGUUUCGGAAAAAAUACUUUUACCGAAACAGUCUAGCUGAAGAAAGCAGACAGAGGGAACACCGGGCUGCAGUCCAGAUUCAGAGCUGGUUCAGAGGCUGCAAGGUGCGGGCUUACCUCAGCCAUCUGCACACGAAGGCAGUCAUUAUACAGAAGAUAUGGCGGGGCUUCACAGCAAGGUCACGUUUCAGACAAAUGGUGAAGGCGGCAUAUUUUAUCAUGAAGAUGAAUUUCUACGAGGAGAUGGCGGUCAGGAUCCAGAGAAGAUGGAGAGGAUUUUUUGUGAGAAAGUAUGUUCAUAACUUCUAUGCACGAAAAAGCUAUCUGGAAGGAAUCUCCAUGAAAAAUGAAGAAGUCAGGAGAGAGCUGGCUGAACUCGAGGAACUCCAGAAGAGAGAGCGAAGUUGUCUACAGAUGGUGAAACAGCAAAGAGUCAAGGUCUUCCAGGCUCACCGUUUACAUCACCUCAUCAGUACAAAGCAGUGCCCAGGGGUCUUUAAUUCUCCAUUCAGACCAGCCCCCCAUGAGAUGGAACUACUGCUGAGGCAGGUCAAGUACCAGGCCCCCACUAGGCUGACCCCCAGGGACAAGACUUUUCUGUUGGGCACGCCUGGCCCAACAGCCCCUAGUUUCCCUGAGACUCGUGGAUCCCCGUGGAUUAAGACCACAAGUCCCAGCUGCUCCUCUCGGCUCAUACUGCCCCCCAUUGCCAGCAAGAAACCACAGGCUCCUCUCAGAGGGCCCGGAGAAGUGUGGGAGCAGCGCUUGCGUUGUCCUGAACUGUCUUUGCGUCUGCAGACCUCUUACACACACCUGGAGGAUGUCCAGAAUGAGCUACGGCAACACAACAGCACUUCCUUUACUCAGCCUGUUUAUGGUGGCAAGACUUUCGGAUACAGUAUGUAA